Linum trigynum is the source of this 495-nucleotide messenger RNA. NCBI's taxonomy places the organism in Eukaryota, Viridiplantae, Streptophyta, Magnoliopsida, Malpighiales, Linaceae. The record is from the annotation of a GenBank genome assembly.
AUGUUUUGGCUCCCUCAAUCGUCCGAUCUGGAGGUUGACGAUCCAGACUUAACCUCGUUCGCGAGGAGAAGAUUUCAGACUACCAUCCCUGAAAUCAAUCAAUUGGAUUUCUGUGAUAUGUUGGUUCAAAAUUUCCCCCUUGGGGGUGGGAUUGUUCCCGAUAAGACUGUUGGUGUGCAAGGCGGAAGUUGCAAAUUAGGAGUGAAUGGAGACGUGAUUAGCUCCAGCGCCAAUGAAGCCGUAAUCGGGUCAUUGGGUAGAGUGGUUUCCUCCGGAGCUGGGGGUCCCGUUGUGCCUCGAGUGAAGAGGCGACAGGUGCGUCGUUUUACAUCACGGCAACCCAUCAUCUCCGGCGACAAUUUGCGAGGAUGCACUGGCGUCGCCGAUGAAUGGCGCUGGAUGGGGGAAACAAGAUUCCUCCUAGUGGAUAGGGAUGGCAUAUCCCCCAAAUCCCUCCUCUGGUUUAGCGCAAUCGGCGCUAACAACCUAAAAUAA